AUAAUAUUUCGCAUCAUCAUAAUUAAAGAAGAUCACCAUCGCCAUAUAAUCCUUGAAAAUUUGAUAAAUUAGCAAGGGAAGAAUGCUGGAAUAAUGUAUCAGCCCGUUUAUAUUGAAUAAUAGGCGUAAAUAAUGGAAGGAAGAAAUCCAGAUAGAUGGAGAUUAGAUGCUGUUGGUAAUCCAGUUUGUAAAGCCUUAAACAGUUGCAGAGGACCAUUCUGUUAUCAAUUCGAUCAUAUUGUACCAUAUUCAAAAGGUGGGGAAAGUAUUAGCAAAAAUUGUUAAUUAUUGUAAUCAUUUGUCAACAUAUACAAAUCAAAUAAAGAAAAUAUUUCAAAGGAUGAGUUGAAGCAAGUUUCUCCUUAAUUAAA
Paramecium octaurelia is the source of this 371-nucleotide messenger RNA. NCBI's taxonomy places the organism in Eukaryota, Ciliophora, Oligohymenophorea, Peniculida, Parameciidae. The record is from the annotation of a GenBank genome assembly.